Messenger RNA from Hemicordylus capensis (graceful crag lizard), 2895 nucleotides. Its product is annotated as two pore calcium channel protein 1-like. Gene Ontology annotation, cellular component: membrane. NCBI's taxonomy places the organism in Eukaryota, Metazoa, Chordata, Lepidosauria, Squamata, Cordylidae. Bases 39 to 2465 code for a protein of 808 amino acids. Gene Ontology annotation, molecular function: monoatomic ion channel activity. The record is from RefSeq and is a predicted model, not a curated record. The transcript is spliced from 19 exons. Gene Ontology annotation, biological process: transmembrane transport; monoatomic ion transport.
GGGCGGGGAUUAAAGCGGCUCCGCAGGGCUAGUCCGGGAUGGAGUCCGGUGGCGAGCCAAGCCCAACUGGGACCCAGCAGGCGGCGGAGGAGCUGCAGCGCGGCUCCGCAGAGGUGCCGGCGGCAGAAGCGCAGCAGCAGCCGCCGCCGCCGCCACCGCCCGAGAACCCAGCUGCCGCGGCGACCCCGCCCGACGCUACCAUGAGCGGCCCCGCGGAGGAGGGCCUUCUUCUGGCAGCAGCAUAUGUCUACGAUGCCCAAUAUAAUAGGAACAUCCCGUUUGAAACCUCGCCACAGGCAGUUAGGCUGUAUUAUCUCUAUAACCACUGGACGAUGCAAGCCGCCACCUACUUCUUUAUUUUUAUCGAUCUUGCUCUUGCCUUGUUCGAAGAGCCUGCUGUGUACCCACUCCCUUUCUUGGUUACCUCACUGGCUGAGGUCUUCUGCCUUUUGGUGUUCUUCGGAAGACUCGUCCACUUUGCAAAAGUGACACCUCGCGAUGUGUUCUGGAAGGAUACCAAGAACAUCUGCAUCAUGAUAACGAUACUGCUGACUUUGGUUGACUUGAUUAUCUACGGAGCUCUUAGAAUAUCGAGUAUCCGCAGUGUCAGGUGGUCGAGACCCAUGCGGCCCAUCUUCUUAAUAAACUUUGCAGAAAGUCGUCAGAUCCGACGAGCAUUCCGUAGCAUACGGAACACUUUGCCUGAGAUCACCUAUGUAUUCCUACUGUUCAUGUUCAGUGUCUUGAUGUUUUCCCUCAUGGCCUUGAAGCUGUUUGGGAACAGGAAUCUAAAGACUGUGGAAGGUUUGCCAUAUUUCACAAAUUACCUUGAAAUCGUAUUUGGUAUGUACGUGUUGGUAACCACGGCAAAUAGCCCCGAUGUCAUGAUGCCAGCUUAUGACUUCAGUUGGUGGUACUGCCUGUUCUUCAUAACCUAUGUCAUAAUCAACACCUACAUCUUCAUGUCUGUCUUCUUGGCUGUUGUGUACAACAAUUACCGAAAACACUUAAAGAACGAGAUCCGCAAACUUGCUUACAUGAAGCGGCGCAAGAUGAUAGAAGCCUUCAACCUCCUGAAAGUCAAAGAAGAAGCAGAAUUUGUUGUCAAAGACGACCAGUGGAAGCAUCUCGUAAAAAUGGUGGCACCCAAUAUCAGCACAUCCCAUCGAGAGCUCCUGCUAAGGAUAUCUGACGAAGAGCAGAGAGGUUAUGUGGACAAGAAGUCUUUUGUCCGCCUGCCUGACCUCCUGAAUAUACAGGUGAUUACUAUGAAGCUCCGCCGCCAUCCCCUGGAGAGCUGGCUCCCGCAGUUGUACAACUCUGCUCCCAGCUUGUUCCUCCGUAGUGCGGUUCAGCACAAGGGAUUUGUUUGGGUAUACGAUAUGAUCAUACUAAUCAAUGCCGUCUUCAUUGCGCUGGAUGAGAAAAAUCCAUUUAUUUCCUAUGCAGAAUGGGUGUUUCUCUGUCUGUAUAUAGUUGAGAUCCUCCUGAAAGUGUACACCUAUGAACCCAGGACCUUUUUUGCAAAGAACCAGUUCUGGAAUUGGUUUGAUACUUCUAUCAUUAUUGCUGCUUUAAUAGCAACGAUAAUCAACACUACACUUAAAUCAGUAACUGUGUAUAACAGCCAGCAAGUACUGGACAUUGUGUUUAUCCUGAGAGUCCUUAGGCUGAUAAGAAUUAUUGACAGUAUACAAAGGUUCCGUGUCAUCAUGAAUACACUAAUAAACAUCAUGCCUACAAUGCUAACAUUCGGCGGGUUGGCUUUGGUGGUAUACUACAUAUUUUCCAUAGUGGGGAUGGAAAUCUUUCAAGGGAAGGUCCAGUUCUUUACUGAAAACAGCACCACGCAACAUGCCUCAUACUGUGGAAACCCUGCCCUGAAAGAGUCUCUGUUUGCCCGGGCCAAAUAUUGCAAGAACAACUUUAAUAAUCUUGCAUCGUCUUUCAUCGUCUUAAUGGAAUUGACUGUUGUCAACCAGUGGCAUGUCCUUGCUGAUGGAUUUGCCCUUGUGACUCACCAGGCUGCAAAGCUGUAUUUCAUCAUCUUUCACAUCAUCGUGGUGAUCAUGAUUAUUAACAUCUUUGUAGCUUUCAUUCUCGAAGCAUUCUUUGUGGAGUACUCUCUUGAAAAGAGUGAAGUGGAAACUGCCAUCGAGAAGAAAAUCCAAGACCUUGGUGUAGGGAUCCAGGAGGAUGAACUACUCGAUAGUAAAUUGAUAGACAACAUGGAAACCAGUGAGAACGACCUUGGAGGUGAAGAUGGAACAGCAACAAUGGACAAACCUAAAGGCCUGAUGUUCAAAAUUGCUUCUAAAAGAUACAGAACAGUUGAUGCCUUGCUUCAGCGUAUGUUUGAGGCAGAGAUACCUCCAGAAGAAGAGGGCCCUUCACUGGAUGAAAUAUUAAACCUCUCCCCAGACGACACAUACCCCAAGAACCCUACCUUUGACAGUGCUGCAUAAUAUGAACUGGAAAUGACUGGAAAUGGCUUGGAGGAAGAGUCUCCUUUUCAGACUCCUCUGAAGCUCACAAGUUACUACCUUCAGAGCAGCCACAGAGUCGGCUGCUACGUGCAAGAAAGAGAUCCCUGUACUCCACUCGCCAGUCAUCUCCUCCCUACUUCCCUCAUGAAUUGCUUCCCAUGGAGAGACCCCCUCCCCUUUUUAAAAAGUGUAUAAUCAUGAAGAUUGCAGUAUUUUUAUAAAGGGAACAAGCACAUUGAAUGUGCCUGAAAUACUUUCUCCUUGUAACUUAAGCAUGCUACCUAAAUGCAGUAUUAACUUGUGUAAGUGUCUCUAUUUAACUCUGUAACCAAAUUGUCUACCAUAGUGAAGCUUUUCUUGGAAGCAUUAUGGACCAAGAUGGGAAGACAAUAAAACGGCAUGUGAAGUC